Molecule: messenger RNA, 4015 nt
Organism: Polypterus senegalus (gray bichir)
Lineage: Eukaryota; Metazoa; Chordata; Cladistia; Polypteriformes; Polypteridae
Gene: b4gat1
Product: beta-1,4-glucuronyltransferase 1
Exons: 2
Coding region: 343-1665 (440 amino acids)
Molecular function (GO): glucuronosyltransferase activity
Source: RefSeq, a predicted model, not a curated record
UACGUCUUCUGGAGCCGGACGCACACGAUCCUCCAGUGCGAGGGGGAGCGCUUUCCAGAUCCGAAGUCGCCGAUCUCGUGUAAACAAGCGCAGCCAACCUAUCCCACUCAGCAGAACAAGCUUUGUGAUCCUGACAGGGCUCGCAGACCCUGAGACUUGCAAUAUACGCGUUUUACCAUCGAAGCUGUGAUUCGUAAACCACCUGUGUUAGCUCAUUGUUCAGUCCUUCGAUAAUUUGAAUUUCCCGAGUGGCAGGAGAUGCGCGACAAUGGCUGAAGGACGUCGCCUGCCUGGCAAGCUAUAGCUGCCUAAAAACGCUGGGGUACCACUUGGAUCACAAAGAUGCAUUUUCUGAAGAGGUGCUCGGUGUUUAAGAUCGUGCUGAGCGCUUUGUUGAUCGUGGCUUUGCUGCAGCUCAUUUAUCUGUCUCUUCUGUCCCGGCUACACGGAAAACAGCAGCGCUACAAAUACUCGGAGCUUUUCGAGAGCAACGGAAACCCGCGCGGGGGUGUAUUUAUGACUCGUAAAAACGCCAAGAAAGAGCGCUUGAAAUACUCCCUUUCUACCGGCGGUAUAUUUGACUCGAGCGGCCAGUACCGGAUCUAUAAAAACAUCGUCAAGAGCGACUUCUCCUCUCAUCAGCAACCGGAUGGCGACUCGACGUCUCACCCCCAGUUUGUUCUGGCGACCCACACCUCCAUCAAUAACCUUCACCACCUGAACGAGCUGCUGGAGCGCUGGGACGGCCCGAUGUCCGUUGCCAUUUUUGCCCACACACACGUGGUCAAGUUUGCCACUGCACUCAUCUACGCCCUGAGCCUCUUGUGUCCUCACAUUCAAGCUCUGGUGGACUUUCACUUAAUUUGCCACUCCGGCGAUCUUGCCACUUUCCCCGAGAACGAUAGGGAGCAUUUCGUGGGCUUGAAGGACUGUCGAGGGGUGUUUGGUAAGCUGGAUAAACACAGGGAUAUGUACCAGAAUUAUGCGAUAGCCGGUAACGUGUCCUACCCCAACAACCUGCUGCGUAACGUAGCCAGGGGAAGCAUCGAGGCUGCGUACACGCUCGUCAUCGACAUUGAUAUGAUGCCGAGCGAAAAUCUGCACGAUCAGUUCCUACAGUUCAUAAAAAGGCGAACUCCUCAGCCAGACGAAGUAUUUGUGCUGCCAGCCUUUGAAAUCCGACACACCCGCAAGAUUCCACCUAGUAAAAAAGAGGUCCUGCAGCUGUACCAGGUGGGCGAGGUGCGCCCCUUCUACGAGGAGCUGUGCCACAAGUGCCACGCGCCCACGAACUACUCCCAGUGGCUGAACUUGCAUCUCCAGAGACCAAGCGACGUUAGCGACAGCGGUGAUCUCGACGUGGCUUACACUUUGUCUUGGACUGACCCCUGGGAGCCCUUUUACAUAGGCAGUCAAGACACUCCGCUCUACGACGAGAGGUUUAGGCAGUACGGCUUUAACAGGAUAAGUCAGGCCUGUGAACUUCAUGUGGCUGGCUAUAAAUUCACUGUGCUAAACAAUGCAUUUCUGGUGCACAGAGGCUUCAAAGUGCCUGGAGAAUUCCAUGCCAGAAAAGAUGAGGAAAACAGACGCAAUCGAAUUCUUUUUCGGCAAUUUAAGGAGGGCCUGAAACUGAAAUAUCCUGAAUCAGCCCAGCAUUGCUGAAGGGGACAUUCCAUAUGGUAACCGCACAAAGCCGUGGCCACACAGCAACCAACUCAAGUCUGAAAAGUGCAUAGUUGGGUGAAUCAGCUCAGGUUCCCUCGUGGAAAAAGAUGGUUUGCCUAAGAGGAGACUUGGGUGUGUACAGCAUUCCCCAUUGAGGCUGUGAUUGAAACACAAGAGCUAUUUUUAAACUGAAUUACUUUUGCCACAUGGAAAGCCCUAUUCUGCACUGACUGAAGUAUUAUCUGUAUGAGGUGAGCGGACCUGAACGUUGGUGCCCCAUGGGGUUGUCACAGAAGAGUCCUAAAAUAUAACUCUUGGUUUUUUUUUUUUUUGUGCAUUCGGAAGUAAAAGAGCUUAAAAUGUUUUCUGUAGAGCAUGCCAGUCACUCAGAAGAGCAGCUGACCAAGGCCUCGUCAUGAGUAUGGGACAGCUGUUUCUUGGGGAGCUUCUGGAAAUAGAUCUUCAUUCUUUCUGAAUUCCUUACACGGUGCUGAAACAUUCACUGCAGGAUAGAGUGACUUCAUGUCAGCCAAAGCAGUAAUCAUGGGGUUAUCACUGGAAGAUUGACAAGGGCGUCAAAAAACUGUUUCAAGGACUUGUAUUUUUUUAAAGUUUUAGAUUUGUAAGCCACUUUGACCCAUUUACUGUCAGUGUCUGGAAUUGCUAAACUAUGAAUUGUACUGUAAAAGAGAUUUUCAAGUUGCUAUACUUUGAUUUUAAGUCUUAACUAAUUUUGUCCAAUCUGAGUGGGGUAAAUAAGUGACAAGAAACUGCAUUUGAUAAAUCCAGAGUAAGAAGUAAAUAAGGUUAUUGGAAACAACAUAUCUCAGCUGAUAUGGGAAUGGCUUUGUCAUUUACCAUUUUUCCAGCACCAGUUAAACCUCCUGCAUUUGAGUCACAGACACCUGAAAAAUUUAAAUAAAGUGUGUGAAUAAAGUGUUCUGUUCAAAAAAAAUGGUAUGCCUUCAUUAGCAUGGAAGGAGUCUCAAAUCAAAAUAUCUGAAGUUUAUUUUUGUAAUUAAUUAUUUAAAUUGAUCUCAUUUCUGGCACAGUGGGGUAUUACAGUUAGCUUGCAUGUCAAUUCAGAAAUUAUUGUUUAGGGGUGCAGGUAGAGUUCUUUUGACAUAACUGUGAAAAGCAAAUUGUACAAGCCCAGCACAGUACACUCAAAUUACAAAUAGAGUAUAGCUGAAUUAAAAUUUAAAUGAAAUGCAACCAAACCAAAAUCAUGUUAAACAAAAAAAAACACGCAAAAGUAUUUUUUAUAUGUUUUUAUAUAUAUACCCAUACACCAGUCAGUCACAGCAUUGAAACCACUGAUAGGUGACGUGAAUAAUGUUGAUUAUCUUGUUACAAUGGCACCUGUCGCAGGGUGGAAUAUAUGAAGCAGCAAGUGACCAGUCAGAUGUUGAAGGUGAUAUGCUGGAAACAGGACAAAUGGACAAGUGUAAGGAUCUGAACAACUUUGACAAGAGCCAAAUUGAGAUGGCUCAGAGCAUUUCCAAAAUGACAUAUCUUGGGGGGAGUUUCCAGUAUGCAGAUGUUAGCAGAAAGACAACCGGUGAACUGACAACAGUGCCAUGGGUGCCCAAGGCUCACUGAUGCAUGUGGUGAGCAAAGGCCAGCCCAUCUGCAUUAAACCCGCAGAAGACCUACUGUAGCACAAAUGGCUGAAAAAUGUAAUGCUGGCAUUGUGUCAGAACACAUAGUGCAUUCAUUGCAGCUUGCCACAGAUAGGUUAGAGCGCCCAAGCUGACCCCUGUCCACUGCCAAAAGCUCAUAAAAUGGGUACAUGAGCAGCAAAGCUGGACCAUUAAUCAAGGACAGAAGGUGAGCUAGUCAUAUGAAUUAUGUUUUCUUUUUGAUAAUGAGAAUGAAGAGAUGGCAGCAGAAUUCACUAUAGGAAGAAGGCUACCCAGAGAAGGCAGUGUGAUGCUCUCAGCAAUGUGCUAGCUGGGAUGUGGAUGUUAUCGAGCAUUUCUCUCAUGGCCAGCAUUACAUUUUCCAGCACCUUUUUAAUACAUUAGCUCUGUGGGACCAGACAAGAUGGGCUAGCCUUACCUUCCCAAGCACAUCAAUGACCUCUAGGUGCCAGAUGUCCAGCCAUCACAAUCUGUCUCUUGUCAAAGUCGCUCAGAUCCUUAUGCUUGCCCGUUUUUCCUGCCUCAAACACCUCACCUUCAAGAACUGACUGUUCAUUGCCUGCCUAAUAUAUCCCACACAUUGACAUUGAUUUCUGCUUGGGAGAGACCUUGAUGAUGCAGGAUGACCAUCUUGUGUCUUGUUGCUACUGUAUGCUCACUUUUGCCAAGAUGUAAGAUCUGCAGGUUAACCUUCCACUUCUACU